AUGGCUGACAAUAUCUACGCGUCUCAUCAACCAGAAAAGAAUGCAUCAUUUGACAGGUCUACGUCACGACGGAAUAAGUGCACAUGGUUCACUGUGCAACUGAAGACUGUCCUCUUUUUUUCAUUCGCAAACUUCUUAGAGCUAUCGGCCUUUACUCCGAUAGAAAGCUUGCAGAGCAGCCUAAACAGCGAAUCCGGCCUUGGGCCGUUAUCCCUCGCUUGUCUUUACGGUCCCUAUUUCAUCUUCGCCAUAAUGGCACCAGCAAUAGUGCGACUUUUGACACCGAAAUGGACUGUGUUUUCAUCCUGGGCGUGUGACUGUUUCUACGUCGCCGCCAACUUUUAUCCGACGUGGUUGACGUUAAUUCCAGCGUCGGCGCUUACAGGCGCCAUGACGGGACCUUUAUGGACCACUAAAGACUUAUAUGUAUCACAAAUGGCGCGCGAGUCAGUUUUGUCCAAAAAUGCUGGGUUUGACACGAAGUACCAAGAAGUUCUAAGUUUCUAUAACGGUAUUGUUUUCGCGGGUUUCUCUUUGGCGGGUGUUGUUGGACAACUCAUUUCGUCUGCUGUUCUUGCUCAAAGUCCGUUUGUCAAUCGAUCAUCCGUGUGCGGGGCCUUCAAUUGCCGGGAGGAUUCGUUUUUGGACGCCAAUAUUACAAACGUAACGAUUUCUGCGAGACCGGAAAAGUCUUUAGUUUACAUCCUGUUAGGCGUGUUGCUGUCCUUUGUUAUUCUUGCCAUUAUUCUAGUCGUUGCCUUUCUUCAACAGAUUCCAUCUCAAAACCAAAAUGUCUCCGUCAAAUCUACCCUCACGUCCUGCGCACGUCGCGUCACGGAUUCGUCAAUGUUGCUGAUGAUUCCACAGAUAGUGUUCUUUGCAUUUUACCAAGGCAUCAUCCAGGCUGACUAUACCAAGUCCUACAUCACGUGUGGCGUCGGCGUCGGCAUGGUUGGUUACGUUAUGGUGUGGGAUGGUGUCGCAGCGACGUUGGCGUCAGUUGUUUGUGGACGCCUUGUCAAAUACACGGGACGUCCUCUGCAAGCUUGUGGGGCUUUGUUGGGGUACAUGGGAACCACUGCGAUGUUAUGGCUAUGGAAACCAUCGCAGGACAAUCUGGGGAUAUUUUUCAUAGUCCCAGUUUUGUUUGGAAUCAGCGACGUUGUAUUCCAGACGCAUAUUUGCACCGUCCUCGCCAUAAUGUUCAAAGACGACAGUCCGGCCGCUUUUGCCAACUUCUACACGUUCAGGGCGCUCAGCAAAGCUUUGUCCUUCGGUCUCAGCGGCUUUGUGUGUGUUUGGAUUAAGCUAGCCGUUGUGUCGUCCAUGCUGCUAUUAGCUUGUGGAUCAUUUGUAGUUUUGGAGUGCCGGCUAAAAUCUGUAAAACCACCAUCCAAGGAUGGGGCUGUCUUAGAGGUCAUGUUGGAACAACAGACACCAUCUGAUCUUGACGCGCGUGAAGAAGAGUAA
This is a messenger RNA of Liolophura sinensis, 1470 nucleotides long. RefSeq names its product protein unc-93 homolog A-like. The coding region runs from base 1 to 1470 and encodes 489 amino acids. Lineage: Eukaryota; Metazoa; Mollusca; Polyplacophora; Chitonida; Chitonidae. The transcript has a single exon. The record is from RefSeq and is a predicted model, not a curated record.